Vidua macroura (Pin-tailed whydah) is the source of this 1538-nucleotide messenger RNA. It is a transcript of the gene SERPINF1, whose product is annotated as serpin family F member 1. The record is from RefSeq and is a predicted model, not a curated record. Gene Ontology annotation, biological process: positive regulation of neurogenesis; negative regulation of endopeptidase activity; negative regulation of angiogenesis. Lineage: Eukaryota; Metazoa; Chordata; Aves; Passeriformes; Viduidae. Bases 57 to 1394 code for a protein of 445 amino acids. Gene Ontology annotation, molecular function: serine-type endopeptidase inhibitor activity. The transcript is spliced from 8 exons.
GAAGCUGUAACCUGAAGCCUGCCGAAGGCUGGGCUGGGGGAAGCAGCAAAAAGCAGAUGUGGCUGCACCAAAGCCGCACUGUCCUCGACUCGCACCCGCUGGGAGCCCUGACAGCAGCGGCCGAGAGGAGCCCCAGGUCCGGCAUGCAGAUUCCAGUGGUUCUUCUUUUCCUGGGUCUCUUAACUGUCCCAGGCAGAACCCAGAACUCAGCUACUGAGCAGAACUCUGCCACAGCUGAUGGAGCCAAUGCUGGUGAGGAAGAGGAAGAUCCAUUCUACAAGAGCCCUGUGAACAAGCUGGCAGCUGCAGUCUCCAACUUUGGCUACGACCUGUACCGCCAGCAGUCCAGCCGGACAGCCACGGCCAACGUGCUGCUGUCUCCCUUCAGCCUGGCUACUGCACUUUCUGGUCUCUCACUUGGGGCUGGAGAACGAACUGAGGAUGUGAUUUCUCGCGCCCUCUUCUACGACCUGCUCAACAAGGCUGAGGUCCACGACACCUACAAGGACCUCCUGAGCAGUGUGACUGGGCCAGAGAAGAGCAUGAAAAGUGCCUCCCGGAUCAUCUUGGAGAAAAGACUCAGGGCAAGGCCUGGAUUUCACAGCCAGCUCGAGAAGUCCUACAAGAUGCGACCGAGGGCACUGAGUGGCAACACCCAGCUGGACCUCCAAGAAAUCAACACCUGGGUCCGACAGCAGACAAAGGGAAGGAUCAUGAGGUUCAUGAAGGACAUGCCCACAGAUGUCAGCAUUCUCCUUGCUGGGGCUGCUUUCUUCAAGGGGACAUGGAAAACCAAGUUUGACAUCAAGAACACUGCCCUGAAGGACUUCCACCUGGACGAGGACAGGACUGUGAAGGUGUCCAUGAUGUCAGAUCCCAAAGCCAUCCUGAGAUAUGGUUUUGACUCAGAACUCAACUGCAAGAUUGCCCAGCUGCCCCUGACAGAGGGAAUCAGUGCCAUGUUCUUCCUGCCUACGAAGGUGACCCAGAACAUGACUCUGAUUGAGGAAAGCCUCACUUCUGAGUUUGUCCAUGAUGUGGACAAGGAGCUGAAGACAGUCCACGCUGUGCUGAGCCUGCCCAAACUAAAGCUGAACCACGAAGAGGCACUUGGCAGCACACUAAAGGAGACAAGGCUCCAAUCACUUUUCACAUCACCAGAUUUCUCCAAGAUUUCUGCCAAACCUCUGAGAUUAUCACAUGUGCAACACAAGGCAAUGCUGGAGCUUAGUGAGGAUGGGGAAAGAUCCACACCAAACCCUGGGGCCAAUGCUGCUCGUCUGACCUUCCCCAUAGAAUACCACGUGGACAGACCUUUCCUUCUUGUACUGAGGGAUGAUACCACUGGAACCCUCCUCUUCAUUGGCAAGAUCCUGGAUCCCAGGGGUGUUUAGAUCCCUUCACAAUAAUCUGUAAUGGUAGGGCCCAAAUGGAAAGGGUGAUUCUGGGAGGGAUACUGGCUCCCUGCUCUGCUGCACAAAGACACAACUUGCAAAUCUUACGCCUUCAUGCUGCAAUAAAAGAGCUUUUGCUAUUAA